GGCCCACGCCCUGCUUGUGAUUGUUUCUCCCUCAGCAGCUUGCUGCUGAUUGGCUGAAACACCAGAAUGAGGUGGUCAGCAUCAAGCAGUCCAGGAUGAACUGGAACAGGUUUGUGGUUCUUCAGGACUUCAGGGUUGGAGAGUCCUGCUUCAGGCAGCAGCAGACAAACAUCUGCAGCCUCUACUCUCUGGAUUCAGGAACCCAGAAGAACCCUGCAGACCUCCAGAACCUUCAGCCAAUGAGAACGCUGGAAAUGGAACAGCUGGUCUUUACUGAGCGUUUCACACCGAAGCGUCUGAGGAACGACCGCUGCACCAAAGUCUGAUCUUUGGAGAGGCUGCUGGUUUCUUUGGACCAAAAGAGGAACUCAGUCAGGGUUCUGGUUCUUCCAGGUUCUGCCUGCUGUCCAUAUGGAGAGGAGCUGAAAGCUUUUUUACAUCCAGAACAGAAAAAACGAAGUCCUGAUGAAAUGUUCUGUUGUUCUACUGAUUCAACAAUAACGUUCUCCCAAACCUUUAUUAGGAUCUGUCUGCAGACAGGCUCCUCCUCUUCAUCACCUUCACUGUUUUCUUUAAGGUUCUACCUUCUUAACCAGCAGCAGUUCCACCAAACAUUUCAGAAUAAAAGCAUCCGUUUGAUUAAUCAACUCUGGAACCAAACAUGAAGAAAAACAGCUUUAAGAACCCUCUAAUGUUUGGAUGGAGAUACAAGAACAGACGUUCUCAUGUGGCGUUCACUGCCCUCCUCUGGAAAGGUUGGUCUGCAGACACGUUUCAUUUUAGAACAAAGACUCGGACGUUCUUGUACAUUUAAACUGAUAGAACAUCAGAGAACUUUGAUCAGACGUUCUGCAUCCUUAGAAACGUUUGGGACACCGGUUCCAUAAAGAGAAUCAGCAGACUCACCGUCCCUCCUUCAGACCAGACCAACCUCCACCUGCAGACAUCAGUCUGUUUGCUAAACUCACUGCAGGUGGAAGCAAAGGGGCGGAGACUAAUUCCAAGGUGAGUUCAGGAGCUGCAGGGGAUUUUCUUCCAGCAGAUGACGGAUAAGAAUUUGUUUAUCAAUGUAGUGUUUUUCUUGGAAAGAACCACCAGGUUCUUCACGGUGGAGGUCAGAACCUUCAAAAACAGAGAAAACCAGAAAGAAAUCACAAAAAGCUGAAAUAAAAAGACCUUCAAUGUGUUAAUGAGUCUUUGAGGUCAGUGGAGGACAUGAACGUGACAGAAAGAUGACCAGAACCGGAGGAGCAGAACAGCUGGGUGUCCAUGAACCGGCACAUCAGCGGUUCUAGGGGGAGCGUGUGCCGCCGGUUCCUCAGGUCAUUUCUGACUCUUAAGCUUUUCAGUGGAACGAUUGAAAGUGAUCAAAAACAUCAAACGCUCCAACAUCCAGAUCCUGAUGGAUCAGAGGAAUCAGAUUUUACUUUGAAAUGUUCUCCUUUGAUACUGGGUUCUGUUUGGCAGCGGUUCUAAUGUUCAGGGCUGCUGCCACUGGGGGGCGCUCCAACACAAACCAUUUCAGCCAGAACCACAGACAGAAUCUGGUUUGACGGUUCUCAUCUUCUCCAGUCCUUCAAAGACUCAAACUUAAACUGAUGUCUGAACAUGGAUCUAGACCCGAACUAGACCUAGACCUGGUCCCAGCGACCUGUUGAUAAGUCCACAUCAGACCGGUCAGAGAUGUUGGAGGAGGUUCUGUCCGUCCUCAGAUACCAGCGGGUCCAGCAAAGGUCUCCAGUGCGCUCUGGGGAGGAACAUGGACUCAGGAUGAGGAUUGGUUCUGGUGUUCUCCAGACUUCAUGUUCACCCGCUGACAGAACCCAGACAUGUCUAGUCUCUCUGGUUCUAUUUUUAGAAGCUGUAACAUGAUAUCCGUCCUACCACAUGACCCCCUCCCCCCUCCACGACCUGAUGAUCCAGAUCAGGUAUGAUCCACACCUGAAGGUGGUCUGGACUGCUGGAGGACAUGACUGUCACAGAGGAUGGAGGAAGAGGAGCUGGCUGCAGCUCAGGAGGAAGGUUCUCUAAAGUUCUCAUGGUUUGCAGACCUUCUCCAUCAGACUCCUCCUAUGUAAAUCCUGGACACACCUGGAUUCACGGAGAUCAGAUUUUGUCCUCAUCUCAGAUCUUCUGGAGAACCUGAGGCUCUGCAGAUGAGCUGCUGGUCCCUUACAGACGGACUUUGAACCGCCGCCGCACCUUUUACAACUCGGCCAGCAUUCUGGAGCAUAUUUUCACGGACACUUCCUCCUCUGCAGGUGACAUGCUCCGACAUCAAGAGCUCCUGGUCUUCGCCACGUCAUGGAGCACUGCCUCUGCUGCAUUUCCGUGCUUGCUAUUCUGUCCUCUGGAGCGCAAUCCAGCCGCUUCUCAUUGGUUAGGAUGACUUCACCAACAAGCACUUCAGUUUCCAUGGAAACAGAGAAUACUGUGACGCCAUUUGCUCCAACUGACACUACUAUGGACACCCCUGCAUUCACUGGGACUACCGUGGACACCCCUGGAUUCACUGAGACUACCGUGGACACCCCUGCACUCACUGAGACUACCGUGGACACCCCUGGAUUCACUGAGACUACCGUGGACACCCCUGCACUCACUGAGACUACCGUGGACACCCCUGCACUCACUGGGACUACCGUGGACACCCCUGCACUCACUGGGACUACCGUGGACACACCUGGAUUCACUGAGACUACCGUGGACACCCCUGCACUCACUGGGACUACCACAGACUCUCCCACAGAGACAAUUGGUCCCACUGACGCCAACACAGACCUGCCUGUUGUCACUGAGACCACCGCAGACCCCCCAACUACCGCUAAGAACACCAUGGUGCCGUCUGAUCCCACUACUGCAGACCCCCUCUUUACCACUGAGAGCACUAUGGACCCACCCAGUUCUCUGGAGCCAACUGAAGCUCCAGGCAGUACUGUGGUCCCCCCAGAUGGUGUAACUGAACACUUACAGAGUUCUCUAGGUACAACAACUACACCCAACGAGUCCCCCACCACCAUUAGAUACACCACUGUGAACCUGACACCAGAGUCCACCAAUGAUACAGACCUGACGAACGCAACUCAAGGAACUCCCUUUACCACACUCACCACCACAUUAUCAUACUCCCACACCAUGCCAGACAUGAUCACAGAUGGUACCUCUCCAACCCACCCGACUACUCAGAUUUUAACUUUAUCUCCUCAGAAUCCAACUACUAUUACUACUAAUACGUCUACUAAUACUACUACUGCGUCUACUCUGGCACCUACCCCCACUACCCCUUCCAGCCCCACCCCCAUCCCCACUACCCCUUCCACACCAACCCCCAUCCCAACUACCACCUCCACCCCCGCCCCCCUUGUUUGUGCUAAUGGUGGGACAGCACUGGGGAGCAUGGUCUGCAUCUGUCCGGAUGAGUGGACUGGACCAACAUGCUCCCUGCAAAACUUCUGCAAGGCCGCAAAGGUUGAAGAAUUUCAGUUCCCGCGCACCUUAGUAGGCUUUUUUGCAUAUUCUGAAAGAAGGUGUCCGGCUGGAACAAGUGGUGCUGGAAAACCUCAGGCUUCAACCAGAUGUUUGCCCAAAGGUCCAGUCCCUGGAUUUGGCCCCGUUCGUGUUUUUCAGUGUGAACAGACGCUGAGCGACAUCCUGCAGAAUCUCACCAGUGGAGCAGAUCUGGAGCUUCUGGCUUCCAGCACGCAGAUUCUAACUUCUCAACCAGAGGAGAUGAAGUCAGAAAACAUCACAGCCGCCGCCCAGAUCGCCAACACUUUGCUGCAGUCUCCAAACGCCACAGAGGGCGUCAGGGCAGCAGCCAUGGCCACCGUCAGCCAGCUGAUGAGCGCUCCCGUCAACACAGAGGAAAACAACGCCACCCAGAGUCUGACCCAAACUCUGGACAACCUGUCUGUGAACCUGAGCCGCAGUCACAACACAUCUCAAGUGGUUCAACCAAACCUGGUGGUCCAGUCGGCCCACGUCUUGGAUGGUGACUCUCAGGGGAUCCAGUUCACCUCCCUGGCAGGAACGUCUGGGAAUUUUUCCGCCAACAGACUCCAGCUGAACACCAACGCUCCAGACGUGGUGGUGGAAAACGGGACGACAGUGGAAGCGCUGGUUUACCUGCGAUUUCGCUCGGGUCAGCCAACAGGAGGUUCCACUCAGACGGUGUCCAACAUCUCCAUGGGUUUUGUCCUCUACCAGAACAACCGCUUCUUCACAUCAAAACGGUUCAGGGGGCGCCAGGCUACCAUCCGGGUCCUGUCCGCCACCGUCCGGGGCGAGGAGCGCAGCAUCACACCAGAACACGUGGAGCUGCAGUUCAGACCAGCAGUCCCUGAGGGGUUCCUGCUGCACGACUUCUCCUGCGUGUUCUGGAACUACAGCCUGCUGGACUGGAGUACCACCGGCUGUUCUAAGAGAGAAGCUUCAGAUGGAGUUCUGAGAUGUUUCUGCAACCACACCACCAACUUUGCUGCUCUUUGGGUGAAGCUCUGCAGGAACGAGUCUUUCAGAGUUCUGGAUGACUUUGUUCUCACCCUGUUUGUGCUUCAGUCCUACAGAGAGGACUUCAAAUAUGCAGAAGCUCUGAACAUAGUAUCCAUCGUGGGUUUGUCGUUUUCCAUCCUGGGUUUGGUGGUCACCAUCCUCCACCACAUCAGAGAAAACUUCCUCAGGACGCCCCGGAAGCAGACCACCAGUGUCAACUCCAGACUAGCUCUUCUCUUCAUCUAUGUCAGCCUGCUGGCCUUCAUCAUCACCUUCAUCGCUGGAGUCCAGAACCAGCCUAGGAACACAGAACCAGAGGACGUGGACGACAACGUCAUCCCGGACUCUGAGGAGCACGUGUGGCCCGACCGCGGCCCGUGCACGGCGGUGGCCGCCCUGCAACACUUCUUCCUGUUGGCCACGUUCUCCUGGAACAGUGUGUAUGGAACCCAGUUGGUGCUGCUGGUCCGCUCCAUGCGCCGGAGCCUCCCGCCGUUCUGGAAGCCACUGAGCGUGGCAGUGGGAUGGGGAUUUCCUGCUGUCCUCACGGCGGUGACCCUGGCGGUGACCUACAGAGCAGACUCGCCGUUGGGAUACCGGCAGGAGGAGUUCUGCUGGCUUGCUGGUCUGGAGAAGGAUCGCUUCAGCUUCAGGAAACCUCUGUUCUGGGGCUUCCUGCUUCCAGUGGGCCUGAUCCUGAUCUACAACAUGGUUCUACUGCUCCUCACAUCGCUCAUCACCUGCCGGGACUCAAACCUCAGAAGUUCCCGCCACUCGUCCUCCACCAGCAAAGUUCUGGUCAGCGUCUCUCUGGCGGUGCUGCUGGGUCUCUCCUGGACUCUCGGGUACCUGGUUCUCGUCCCCACUGGACCCGCAAAGACCACCUUCAGCAUCUUAUUUUGCAUCUGCACAACAACGCAGGGUUUUCAGAUCUUCAUCUUCUUUACGGCCAGAACCCCGACCUUCAAAAACGCUGUGAGGCGCUCUCUCCGGUUCGUCACCGCGGCCCGACACAGCCUGAACAGCACCAAGUACCAUCUGUGGAAGAACUUAAGGGAGAGCUUCACCACCGAGACCUACAGGGACGUGAAGGAGGGAACCACCAGCCUGUAAGAUGGAGGAGGAGGGAAAACCAGCCUGUAAGAUGGAGGAGGAGGGAAAACCAGCCUGUGAGAUGAUCAGGAAGGGGGGGGGUUCCACAAAUCUAUCAAAGACCAUCGACCAUCACAGCUUCAAAUCCUGCUUUAGGUCCUUGAUCUCUGUUUUAACUCAUUCUUUGUCUUGAAGUAUUAUGUUACUAAUUUUGGUCUUUUUUGAAAUUCUGGUUUUCAUUUUUUUUUUUUUAAGUUUGGUCUACAGUUUUAUUGAAGUGUGUUUUAUUUUAACUUUAACCCUUGUUC
Oryzias latipes (Japanese medaka) is the source of this 5891-nucleotide messenger RNA. RefSeq names its product adhesion G protein-coupled receptor G7, tandem duplicate 1 (gene adgrg7.1). Gene Ontology annotation, biological process: cell surface receptor signaling pathway; G protein-coupled receptor signaling pathway. Gene Ontology annotation, molecular function: G protein-coupled receptor activity. The record is from RefSeq and is a predicted model, not a curated record. Gene Ontology annotation, cellular component: membrane. Lineage: Eukaryota; Metazoa; Chordata; Actinopteri; Beloniformes; Adrianichthyidae.